UUCGACACGGCCAGCUUCAUCGGCGGCAUCGUGCUGGUGCUGAGCGUCCAAGCCGUGGUCUUCUUCAUCAUCAAGUUCAUCAAGUCCAAGGACAGCACCUACCAAACGCUGUAAGGCUCCCGCUGCCCUCCGCCCCCAGGCCGCGGUGGUGGGUGGGGAGGGGGCUCCAGGGUGACGCUGACAUGUGCCUGGGCCAAAAUCCAUAAAUCAGGGUCAGCCCUGGCGCGUGGGGCUCUGUCUCCCGUCUCCACUGUGUCCUGUCUUGCAGCUGAGUGUGUCCCCUGUGGCUGUUUGUGCCAGUCCGUCCUCUCCCGCCGGAUUGGGGAGAUGGAGAGGCUCUUCCCCCCGCUUUCCAAGCGGAGGAUUAAACCCCUCUCCCUGUCGGUGUCUGGCCGGUCUCUGCCUCCUCGUCUGUGUCCUGCUGCCGGCCCCCGCCUCCAGCUGCCACGGGCUCCCUGCCCCCUCCCCAAAUCUGUCGCCCCGAGGCUGAGCCAAGCAGGGGCUGGUGCUGUUCGUGCCCGCUGUGCCCACGCGCCUCGUGGCCUUGCCGUGUCUAACGUCCGGGGGCCCUGCCCCAUCUCUCUUUCCUUGCACGCUGCCAGAGAGGACAACCAGUAGGUGCUGGGUGCCGGCGAGAGGACGGGGAAGGGGCUGCCCCCUGCGCCCCGAGAGCUGAACCCUUUCCUCGCCCCUCCUCAGCAGGGAACGGCUCGUCCCCUCUUUCCUGAUGUGCAUGAAGGGGGCUUUUCUGCUGGUUUGCUCUUUUCCUGGGAGUAGUUACCCUG
Messenger RNA from Struthio camelus australis, 785 nucleotides. NCBI's taxonomy places the organism in Eukaryota, Metazoa, Chordata, Aves, Struthioniformes, Struthionidae. The record is from RefSeq and is a predicted model, not a curated record.